Molecule: messenger RNA, 8189 nt
Organism: Spodoptera frugiperda (fall armyworm)
Lineage: Eukaryota; Metazoa; Arthropoda; Insecta; Lepidoptera; Noctuidae
Gene: Als2
Product: alsin
Exons: 9
Coding region: 272-5068 (1598 amino acids)
Source: RefSeq, a predicted model, not a curated record
CUGUCAACUGUCACUUUUAUUAUUGUCAGUCAAUCAAAAGCAAUAAAACAUUUUAUUGAAAAAAAUCUUAUCAAACAAAGAUAAAUAAAUCCGUGUUUUCGUUGUUAAAUAAUGUAUUUAGUUGUUAAUGUAUUUCAUAGUGUACAGUUCUGUUUUACAACGUAAUAUGUGCGACUACGCCUUAAGAAAGUGUACAAUAGUUCUUCCGCCCUGAUUUAAAAUCGUUGUUACUCCUACUUUCGAAUCAAUGAAUCAAGGAAUUGAUCAUUAAAUGAUGAGUCAGCAUAAUUUCUGGAGAGGACUAACUCCGUUAACCGUGCCGCCUUCUCAGCAAGUACCAGAUAAAAUUGUAAAACUGUGUACUCUGGGUGCAGACUUCAUUGUGUUAGGAAAUGACCAUGGCCUCUACCACUGCGAAACUGUAGAAGACAGUUUAAAUUUCAAAAAAAUCAGCGGCAUUACUGCAAUAGACAUAUCAUAUCACAAUGAUAUCCUUUACAUUAUAGAUGUACAUGGGCGGCUAUACAAAACCAACGCUAGUUUUAAAAACAAAGAAGAAAUUAUUGUUAAAGAAGAUGCUAAGUGUUGCCCACACGGUUUUAAAAGUUCCAGUUAUAAAGUGAAGUUUAGAAAUGUAGUGGCCAGUGAUUUUGGCCAGUUGUUCAUAAGUAGUGAUGGGCAGCUAUGGGGCUCUGGUUGCAUGCCCCAACUCUCCAUGGACACUAGUAGUGUUAAGAAAAUACCGUUUUUUGAAGGUAGAACUGUUUAUAGUGCAUCAGUUGGUCAGAACUUUGCUGCUGUGAUAGCAAGGAAAAAUGUGAGAAGGUCCGGCAACUAUGACACAGAGAGUGACAAUGAUGAUGAAGAAGUGUUUGCUUCCAAUUGCUCACAGUGCCAGACAAUAAUAGGCCUAGCAUCCCCUGCAUCCGUGCCAUCUCUAUCAGAAACCUGCCCUUUAGGUGUUCAAAUUAGUAAGUCUAGUGAAGAUUCAAGUAGUACUACUGCCCCACAAACAGAUGUCCAUGUUGAUGCUCAUAGUUUAACUGAAGAUUCUAGUCCCUCAUCUGAGGAAUCAAAAAUUGCAAGAUCAAACUCACAAAAAAAUGCAAAUAUAGAAGUGGAUCAAAUUUCUCAAGAUAACAAAUCAACAGAAGAUGCUGAUGAGCAGACAGAUAAAGAAAGUGAAUCAGGUGAAGCUGGUGGGGAAAAAAUUAACAAUAUUUUUAUUAACACUGAUGCUGCUAGACAGUUCUUGAGCAGACAGCUCUCUUGGGUGUCAGCUGGUGAGGAUUACUUAGUGGAAUACACAGAAAAGCCCACUAGAAUAAUCAAGGAGAAUGUUUCAAACCUAACCAACUUUGUUUAUGAAGGAGUAAAAACUGUAGGAGAUAAAGUAGCAACAUUAUCAAGACAUGUCAGCGGUAGCAGUGAUAAUAAUGAUGCUGUGGAACUCCAGAUGAGAAUUAGUAAUGAAGAAAUUAAUUCCCUAAUGUACAGCUGCACAUCUAACUGCAAUCUAGAAGAUUUGCAUUUCUCCACAAGCACAAUAAGCAGUGAAAAGGAGUUUGAAGCCGCAAGGAAAACAGAAAACCUCAAAAACAUGUCUAAACUUGGUAAGAAUAUUUUAGCUACAGAAUUAUGGACCUGGGGAGACAUAUCAUAUGGACAACUAGGAGUAGGAGACACAGUCAAAAGAAUAAAACCUAUGGUAGUAAUGAGUUUGUCAGGUUUUGGGCUCCAGAAAGUAUCCUGUGGUAAAUGGCACUGUUCAGCUCUAACGUUAGAUGGAAGACUCUUCUUAUGGGGCUAUAAUCAGUUCCAUCAAGUCAGCUUUGACAGUAGAGAAGACAAAAGUGGUCCUAAACAGUUUACAGAAAAUUCAGACAGUGAUAGAGUAAGAGAUAUGAUAGCCACUGAUCAUCACACUUUAGCAUACACUCAUAAUGAAAACAUAUUUUAUAUGGGAAAGCAUACUGAUGGAUACACUGAUUCUAUUGUCAAUUUGAAUGUUAGAGAAGAUCAAGAGAUCACUGAAAAUCACACAGACUCAACUGUAAAAGUAGUUGAGCCUCCAAACUUUUCAACUAAACCCCAAAACAUGUGCUACCAUUGGAGAAUAUUGUCUUCUGGCAACAUCAGCUAUUGCUCAAUAGAAGAGUCGUCCAAAUGUCCAGAAUUCCAAGAUCUGUCUAUUGCUCAAAGAUAUCUAGAAGAAAUGCUUUUGAUAUAUCAUAAUCUAGUUAAACCUUUUCUUAAGAAGAGUAAAGCUGUAACUACACAUUCCAAUAUUUACGAAACAGUGUGUGAUAUUUUUGGUGACAUUUUAAACAUUACUGCUCUGAAUGUUCUCUCGAUGUGGCAGUACGCCGAGAAACAUAUAAAUGAAUGUGAUAUUUCUUUAAUUAAAAAUUUAGAAGAGUUUAUUUAUUUGUACAGAAAGUAUUAUGUAGCUGUAAGCAAUUUGAUAGUUAUCGGCGGAUUCACGCAAAUCAACAGUGUGGUCGAUGUUCCGUCUAGCGUCUAUAGUUUGUUUAGCGAUCAACUCCCGACUAAUAAACAGAAGAAUAAUAAGAAAACCUUAGAAGCCAUAGUAGGUCUGGCGUUCGUACAACCAUUAACAAGAUUGAGCUCUUAUAAAUGCAUAGCUCAAUCGUUAUUGAGGUAUAAGACGAAAAGAAAAAAGCCGGACUCUAAGCCGAAUAUGGAUGAGAGAUUGAACAAAGUGAUUGCUUCUCUGGACACUUUGAUAGAUGAGCAAGAAAAGAAGCGGAAAGAAGCUGACGUCACAAAGUUGUUUUGGGAGACAAUAGGGAAAAGUAUAGAGCAAUACCGGACGCCUGAACGUCGACUAGUGAGAGAGUCUAAAUCUCGGCAGCUGAAUUUAGUGAACCCAGGACGAUUUUCAUCGCAUUGGUUCGUCCUGUUCAACGAUCUCUUUGUCCACAUCAACGGCAGCACACCUAACGUCCAUCCUUUAGAGACGCUAUGGGUAGAACCGGUACCAAACACAGAUUCCCUGCAAAACGUGAUCCAACUAACGACUCCCGAGGAAACGAUAUCAGUUACAACAGCAACAGAACAAGAGAAAACAGAAUGGACACAUUCAUUCAACAAUUCAAUAAGACUUGUGUUAAAUAAGGAUAAUUUUAAACCGCCUGCAGUGAGAACGGCAACUCAUACGUUCUCAAAUAAAAAUGCCUUUUAUAAAGACGCGAAGUACACUGGGAGAUGGUUGGAUGGUAAACUCCAUGGCAGUGGGAAGGUAGAAUGGCCUGAUGGCAAGUUGUACGUUGGCCAAUUCCAGCUAAACGCGUUAUGUGGACAUGGGAAGAUGGAAAUACCCAGUGUAGGAGUCUACGAAGGCCAAUGGAAGGACAAUCUCCAAAACGGUUACGGUGUCAUGAAAUACACGACAGGUGACAUUUACGAAGGGUAUUUUAAAGAUGGCAACCCACACGGACAUGGGAUCAAGAAGCAAGGAGAUUUUACUUCAUCAUCAGCCACUAUUUAUACGGGGGAGUGGGUCAAUGGGGUCAAACAAGGAUAUGGGGUUAUGGAUGAUAUUGGAAAAGGGGAGAAGUACUUGGGUAAUUGGAGCGAUAAUAAGAAACAUGGGUGCGGUUUGAUCGUGACCCUGGAUGGGAUUUAUUAUGAGGGUCUUUUUAUGCAGGAUGUGUUGACAGGUCAUGGAGUCAUGGUAUUUGAAGAUGGAACGCACUACGAAGGAGAGUUCCGAUCAGCCGGCGUGUUCUCAGGCAAGGGAAUACUAACCUUCUCCAGUGGAGAUAAGAUCGAAGGUUGCUUGAGCGGCGCGUGGACUGAAGGAGUCAAGAUUUCAAACGCUACCAUGCAGCUAAAUGUUUCUAACCCAGUGUUGCCAACGAAUUCUAAACCUAAUUCAUUCGGAAAACUAAGCGUAGCUCCAAACCAAAAGUGGAAUGCCCUCUUUCGCCAAUGCUUCCAAUGUCUCGGCGUCUCAGAAUCCAUUUUAACCCCAACCGGCAACCAUUUUGCAAAUGGCCCCUCCGGCCCAACCAUAGACAAUGUAAAAAUCUGGCAGAAUGUUGCCGUCGCCAUAUCCUGUUCGCAUAAAGAAAGAAAUAAAAUGUCUAUGAAGAAGAAAAGUAAUGAUUUGGAAAAAUCUGUGGAUUGUCUAGAAGUUAUACCGCAGUUUGGACAGAAAACACUUAAUUUGGAAAGUUAUGCAGAGUUGCAACAGUAUUUGUAUAAUGCCUGUGAAUCUACCCACCACCCAUUAGGCCAGCUCGUCCUCGGCUUAACAAACGCCUUCAACACCACGUACGGAGGAGUUCGCGUCCACCCUCUACUCCUGAGCCAUGCUGUGAAGGAACUCAAGAGUAUAACGGCCAGGCUCUACCAGGUCGUAAGGCUCCUGUUCCCCGCCUUACCUCCUGAAGGUACUGAUGCUGUUCUGCCGUAUAAGAAGAGGGAGGAUGGUCAGGAAGAACAUAUUGAGAGUAAUCCUAUUGAUGGCGAGGUGGUGUCGGCGGCGUCGUUGCUGCAGGCGGCGCUGCUGCCCCGCGUGCACCCCGCGCUGUUCGUGCUGUACGCGCUGCACAACAAGCGCGAGGACGACCUCUACUGGCGACGACUGCUCAAGUGGAACCGACAGCCCGACCUCACGCUCAUGGCCUUCUUGGGGAUCGACCAAAAAUUCUGGGUUGGUUACACCUGCCCUAACAACCAGAUGUCGCCCACAUCGCCGCUCAAAGAGCAGCUGUUCCAAGAAGCAGUGGAGACGCUGCAGCAGCUCAAAACCACCUUCUCACCGAUUGAGAAGCUUCUCGUUAUCAGAAGCACCUUCCAGAAGAUGACUAUUGCUGUACAACAGGAGUUAGGUUCGAACUACCUCUGGAGUAUGGACGAGUUGUUCCCAGUGUUCCACUUCGUGGUGGUGCGGGCUCGCAUCCUGCAGCUCGGCUCCGAGAUACACUUCAUUGAAGACUUCCUCGAGCCCGCCAUGCAACACGGAGAGUUGGGGCUCAUGUUCACCACGCUUAAGGCAUGCUACUUCCAAAUACUUCAAGAGAAGAUGUCGAUCAACUAACUACUAACGAACAGACGGCGCGGAACGAGUGUGUGUGUGUGUGUAAUAACGAUUGAUCUCGCAAUACAUAUGGUGCGUACAUUUAGUUGUAGCUUGCGCAAUAAUUUGCUAUAAGUACUCGCUAGGUGUUCUUUUAGCUUAGAUAUUUAUAGGACGUAUACCAUUUGUAUAGUAAACUUAGUACAAGUUUGUUUUACGUUUAAUAGAAGAGCGCGUUCGGCGCUCUGAUUGGCCGGUGUGUAUGAACCAACCAAUCAGAGCGCUGAACGCGUUUUCGUUCAACGUAAAGCAAACUUGUAGUAAGUGUACAGAUAAAGAAAGAAAAAAAAACUUUUCCAAAACUCUUACCGUAUAAUUAUGAAGCUAUCUUGCCUAAUCUGGUAAUUAUUCGAGUUAAUUAAGAUUUUUGUUGAUUAAUUGUUUACCUCUAUCCGUUAACACCAGGUUUUAUUUUCUGAAAUGUUUUUAUUUUCCGAAAUAUUUUCAUCAAAACUGAUACAGCAGUUUUGACAGUUUAAACGAAAAAUCUUGCAAAUUAAAAAAACAAUCAUACAUUUUAAGUUGAACAACAGUUUUACAGAAUAUCAACUUCUUUGCUUUUCACAAUAAAUUGAGAACUACGUAGACACAUUUACCUCUGCUUACCCCAGCAAACAAAUAGUAUACGUCCUAAACCAUUGAUAUAAUUGUUACGAAACUCUUCUUGUUAUAUAAUUGUAAAAUGUCUAUUAUGUAGUGGAGUGGUAUAUACCGUAAAGUAAAUGAAACGUACAAAUUUCCCAUUUUUCUAAAUAUUUCCUAUAAAACAAAACAUUACAUGUAAACAUAUUUUUUUAUAGUUUCUCUUGUUACAAAUAUGUUACUCAUACUAGGAUCUUAUCCCAUGUCGUGGGUGCGUUUAUAAACAUAUAAUUUUAAAUACACGUCCCAUCCUAGGCCCGGAUCAAUUAAAUCACACAAAUAGUUUUUCCGUGCUUUGUAGAUGAUUUAGAUUUAAUAGAUUAAACAAUUUUAAUUGAAGAAGCCCACGAUUUGUUAAGCGGGUAAUAAACGUGCAAGUAAGUACGUGGUCUUGUGGCUUAGUACGAGUUUGUUUUACGUUGAACGAAAACGAAACAAGAGCGCAUGCAGCGCUCUGAUUGGACGGCGCGAAUGGACCAACCAAUCGGAGCGCCGAAUACUUAAUUGAAUACGCUCUCGUUUAGAUCACGUUAAACGUAAAGAAAACUUGUACUAAGGGUACUGUUUUUUACGUACGUGUACGGUUAUAAACGCUUACUUUAAAAAUACCGCGCAAAUGGCGACGUCGAGCCGAGCAAGUUCGUGAUCUUAAAAUCCGCGUACUUAAAAUUCGUCCGUCUGUCACCUGACUUUAUUGAGCAGUACCCUUAGUAUGAGUUUGCUUUACGUUUAAAGUAAUCCAAACGUUUUGUUUGGCGCUCUGAUUGGUUAGCUUAUUUAAGCUGGCCAAUCAGAGCGACCAAGUCGUUCUUGUUUCGAUUACUUUAAACACAAAGCAAACUAGUACUAAGGUUACAGGUGAUCACUCGGUUGCUACAUCAACCAUAUUGCCGAAAGUAUUUUUAUGACUGCAUCUCUAUAUUUCUCGAGCUAUUCUUAUUUUUUUAAGAAAUAUAUACUUGUGUGUAUAUAUUUACUAUUAUUUUUAAAACGCUCAUAAUAAAAGAAUCUGAUGCAAUGAUAUUAAUUUAUUUUUGUUAUUAUUUUGUAUUAUGCAACUUUAACUGUUGUGCCGAUUCGUUAUGCAUUAGAAUCGAGGUUCAAAGGCACUUUACCUGUUCAUAAUACGACUAAAAUAUUAGCGUAGUGCGAACAAGGUAAAAGGCACUUUAUACUAUGAAAUCUUAAGUUCAAAUUCCUAUACUUAGCUAUUAGCUAGAUAAAUCAAGUUGUAUUUGAUUUAUUGUUAAUUUCAAUGCAUGUUCUUAUUAGUUUUAUUAAUAAUUUUGAAAAAGAUAAUUACUUAUUCCUACGUAUAGCAGCCGUAUAGUAUUUUAAUUAAUUUAUCGCUAUUUUAACAUAACUAUCGUAAGAUAUACUAAAUUAAAUUAAAAUACCUACUAUACCUAAUGCGCUCUAACAAGGUGCGGCUGACAGAUUCAGUAACGUUUCGUAUCACUCUUGAAAGUUGCUGCGAUUUAAAAAUUAUGCCUUAAUAUUUUAGCUGUAUCACAUUCGUAUUAUGUUAAAUCAUUCGGAUGCGUAGUUAAUUAAAUUAAAACCAACCGGAAUGUUCUAGUAUUCAAUUAAAAUCUAAUGAAAUGAAAAAUAAAGUAAAGUGUUAUGCGUAUAACGUAAAGCCAUAGUCGUGUUUAGUGAUGGGAUGUACGGCUACGAUGGAUAGGUAGUCGAUGUUUUUUUAGAAUAAAAAACGAAAAUCGUGCGUCGUUCAAUUAUCAUUCUUAAAAAACCUUUAAUUAUGUAGGUAAAUCCACUGUAGACGCGGCUCUCGUUGCCCAAACCACAGUGACAUUAUCUGAGCAGAAAUAUGUAGUAGGCAUUUUUCUAGACAUUUCCGGCGCCAUUGAUAAUGCGUGGUGGUACUAUUCCAACAUAUACAAACUAAUAUAUCCUUGUUUUCUUCACGGUUCUGUAAAACUGUAACUCUGAAACACCUCAGGGCUCGGUCAUAAAAUAUUUAUUUUGACAAGUAUAUACACGUAGUUAGACUGCACAACUAAAUAACACACACAUUUAAUAAAAAAAUUCAAGAGAAUUAAAUGUAUGCUGCGAGUAUCGAUAGCGAUAAAAAAAGAUUUUUCUAAUGUCCAUCCCUAAAGAGAGACGUCAACGUCAUACUGGCAUCUGUCAGCCGCACCUUGUUAGAGCGCAUUAGGUAUAGUAGGCUGCGUAUGCGCAUGCUACUCAUAAGGUAGAGUCCUAUGUACUGCCUUUGACUUGAAACUAGUAGAGCUUUUCUCAAUAUUUAUGUGAGUAUAUCGGUAUUUUUUUUUCAUUUAAUUUUAACCCUUAGAACGUUGCGUCAUCUACCGGUGUGUACGGUAUGCGUACGUUUAACUUUACCUUGGCAGUUAAAGUGUUAACUUGCGAUUUUGUAGGUCUCAUAUUCCUUAAUAACAUUUAAGUCGUAUAUUAGCGA